AUGGCCUCUUGCAGGUACUUAUUCAACUCUUGCAUUCAGACUUAUCACGUGCUUGUUUUUAGAGAAAAACAUCCUAGUAAGACCAGACGCUAUUCAGUAACGAGAUGUAAAAGUAGUUGCCGUCGAACUUCAGAUGAAGAGAAAUGUACCACAAGGAAGCUUAAAAUUCUAAUUGCUGGUGGGGGUAUUGGUGGGUUAGUUUUGGCGUUGGCAGCAAAACGCCGAGGGUUUGAAGUGCAGGUGUUCGAGAAGGAUCUGAGUGCAGUGAGAGGGGAGGGACAACACUGCGGUCCAAUUCAACUUGUAAGUAGUGCUUUGGCAGUGCUGGAAGCCAUUGAUGAGAAUGUUGCAAAGCAAAUCAUGGGUGCAGGUUGUGUUACUGGCAAUAGGACCACUGGCUAUGCCGACGGUCAUUCAGGCGAAUGGAUUACAAAGUUUGAUCUUUCCUCCUCAGCUUUGAGUAAGGGCCUUCCCCUCACUAUCAUAAUAUGCAGGAUGGCGCUGCAAGAUAUCUUAGUCAAUGCAGUUGGGACUGAAAUUGUGAGAAACAAAUCCAAAGUGGUGGACUUCAUUCAAGACCCAAGCAAGGUUACAGCUAUCCUUGAAGGCGGGGAACAAUUUGAUGGUGAUGUUUUAGUAGGAGCUGAUGGAAUUUGGUCAACAGUCCGUUCGAAAUUGUUUGGGAGACAGGAAGCAAAAUAUUCGAGUUACGCAUCCUACAGUGGAGUGACAAACUUUGUGCCACCAUAUAUUGAUAGCGUUGCGUACCGGAUCUUCAUCGGAUUGAACCAGUGCUUUGUUGCAACAGAUGUUGGGGGUGGGAAGGUACAAUGGUUUGCCAAUCAUAGAGACCAGCCUAUCAGCAAUGAACCUCCUCAAGGAACACUCAUCUCUCCCACUUUUCUCUGUAGAAAGAAGAUGCUCCUGGAGAUAUUUGGUAAUUGGUGUCCUGAAGUGGUUGCAAUAAUUCAGGAAACAGCAGAGUCCACAAUUUUACGGCGAGCUAUCUAUGAUAGAGACAUGAUUUACACCUGGGGAACCGGCCGUGUUACUCUGCUGGGUGAUGCUGCUCAUCCCAUGCAGCCGAAUCUAGGUCAAGGGGGUUGCAUGGCAAUUGAGAAAAAUGGAAACAAGUUGAGAUCUUUUUGA
Messenger RNA from Malus domestica (apple), 1149 nucleotides. Lineage: Eukaryota; Viridiplantae; Streptophyta; Magnoliopsida; Rosales; Rosaceae. The record is from RefSeq and is a predicted model, not a curated record.